AUGGAAGAUCGUUUUAAGGCUCAGAGAACCUUGAUUGAAAAGGAACUUCUGAAACUCGAAAUGGAAUUUAAAAGUACUUACAUGAAUCUUGCGAGCGACAAUGAACAGAAAAUGUCUACAGUUCCUGAAAAAUAUGCAUCCAUUAGAAGGGAUGUGGAGGUGGCUGGAUUAACCCUGAAGAAUAAAGUGGAGGAAACGGUCAAGAAACUAACUAUGCAAAUCGAAGCUAUGGAAAUAGAACAUCUGGACUAUUUAAGAGACAACAAAACGAAUCUAGAGAAAGUCAUUGAGGAUAUCGAAGAAUGUAAAUCUCAGCUUUCCUGGCAAAUUGCCGACCCUAAAAAGCUAGCCAUGUACGAAGCCAAGUCAUAUUCAUUUGAAAACUUUCCAGAACUUUUUGAGAAAACGCUACCUGUUUUCCAACGAUCUGAGUCGGAAUUCAACUGUUCAAAAUUCUUAGAAACUUUGAUUCCAUCCACAAAGGCCAUAGUAUUGAAUCUUCAAGAACAAACUCCUUACAGAAAAAUGGAAAAACUGCUUAAGGGUACAAGACAUGUACAGACUAUUGCUACAGUUUAUGGAUAUAUAUUUGAUCUUUCGUAUACACGUCAAGAUCAAAUCCUUGUCUGUGGUACUUACAGAAUCAAAAAGAGUUUCACAAUUCGUGCAUUGAAUUUCGAUGGUAAAGAAGUCAUGGCAAUCCCCAUUCAAAAACAACCAAACUACAUCACACAAGCUGACGAUGAAACAAUUUUUUAUACCUCAGAAAGCCAACAAGGUGUACAAAGAGUUAAAAAUGGAACUAUUGAGACAAUUACCUCAGAUAAUUUUUGGAAGGCAAGGGGCCUUUCCUACUGUUCUGAUGAUAUAAUCGUAGCUGAGCAUUACGAAAUGACAAAACUAGGUCGAUUGAGUGUCUAUUCAUCAGAUGGUGAGAUGAGGAAAAUCAUUGGUAUCAGUGACUCACAUCAUGAACUCGUAAAUCCUACAUAUGUUUGUGUCAAUAGUAAUUCAGAUAUCUGCACCUCGGAUGAAGGAAGACAAAUGGUUUUUGUUUUCUCUUCAGCGGGUGAGCUGAAAUUUAUAUAUAGAGGGAAAAAAAGAUUUAAGUCUUUCACGCCUCGAGGCCUAGCUACGGAUUUCAUGGAUAACAUCCUUAUUGCUGACUAUAUUAAUCAUGCAAUACAUGUGAUUGAUUCUGAAGGAUAUUUUAUGAGAUACAUUAUGAAAGAAAUUAAUUUUCCUACUGCUUUAUCAAUAGAUGAGAGAAGAAGACUCUUAGUGGGACAAUAUGUAGACGCCAGUAUACAAGUAAUGGAGUAUUUAAAUCCUUCAUAA
Messenger RNA from Saccostrea cuccullata (small rock oyster), 1338 nucleotides. RefSeq lists its product as uncharacterized. The coding region runs from base 1 to 1338 and encodes 445 amino acids. The transcript has a single exon. NCBI's taxonomy places the organism in Eukaryota, Metazoa, Mollusca, Bivalvia, Ostreida, Ostreidae. Gene Ontology annotation, molecular function: ubiquitin protein ligase activity; translation repressor activity. Gene Ontology annotation, biological process: negative regulation of translation; protein polyubiquitination; proteasome-mediated ubiquitin-dependent protein catabolic process. The record is from RefSeq and is a predicted model, not a curated record.